CUUGACCGACCGACGAUGCAGCUGCGGCGGUUGCUCUCUUGCCCCUCAGCCGCUUCCUUGGUGGCGGCGCUAGUGCUGCUGUGCGAGGCUCCGCCGGGGGCCCUGCCCUCUGUCAUCCCUACGAAAGAUUGUGGAACAAGGCCUAUUGUGGAUGAGAUACCAGCAGGGUCUCGGAUUGUAGGUGGACAUGAUGCUCAACUUGGAGCAUGGCCUUGGCAAGUCAGUCUUCAAGUUUUCCACUUUGGCAUAGGAUAUCAGCAUAUGUGUGGUGGAUCUUUAAUUAACCACAACUCAGUGCUGACAGCAGCACACUGCAUUAAAGAGUGGACGUUCCCCGAGUUUUGGAGGGCUGUGAUGGGACUGCAUCAUCUUUAUAGGUACCAGCGUUAUACUGUGAAGAGCCGGAUCAGGGCUAUCAGUAUGCACUCCGAUUUCCGGAAGAAAACCUUUGAAAAUGACCUUGCCUUGUUUAAAUUAAUGGACUCUAUCAAAUUCAAUGAUUAUAUUCAGCCCAUCUGCUUACCUGAGGCUCCGCUUCUUAUGACCAAUGAGACUUUAUGUUAUAUAAGUGGUUGGGGGGAAACGCUGCAGAGAGGUGGAAAAAGACGUAUAUUACAAGAAGCCGAAGUAGACAUUAUUCCAAUGCAGCUCUGCAAUAGGGAUGACUGGUAUGGAGGGGCACUCAAAAAAGAAGACAUGCUUUGUGCUGGCUCUGAAAGUGGAGGUGUUGACACUUGUCAGGGAGACAGUGGUGGACCACUUAUGUGCUAUUUUCCAGAUGCCACCAAAUAUUACCUGAUAGGAGUCACGAGCUUUGGCCUUGGCUGUGGCCGACCAACAUUUCCAGGAGUCUAUAUACGUACAGCUCGUUUCAGGAGCUGGAUACAAUCACAAGCUAUUUUAUUUGACAAAACCAUCACUAUGACCAUGCCAUGUAUUCUCAUCUUUUUAACUGUGGGAUGGGUAAUCAUCCACAGUGUUCUAUAAAGAAGCAAAUUAUCUUAUUG
This is a messenger RNA of Lacerta agilis (Sand lizard), 1007 nucleotides long. Its product is annotated as transmembrane protease serine 12-like. The coding region runs from base 16 to 987 and encodes 323 amino acids. Gene Ontology annotation, molecular function: serine-type endopeptidase activity. The transcript is spliced from 5 exons. The record is from RefSeq and is a predicted model, not a curated record. NCBI's taxonomy places the organism in Eukaryota, Metazoa, Chordata, Lepidosauria, Squamata, Lacertidae. Gene Ontology annotation, biological process: proteolysis.